This is a messenger RNA of Heteronotia binoei (common prickly gecko), 1527 nucleotides long. It is a transcript of the gene RFC2, whose product is annotated as replication factor C subunit 2. Gene Ontology annotation, molecular function: DNA binding; DNA clamp loader activity; ATP hydrolysis activity. Gene Ontology annotation, biological process: DNA repair; DNA-templated DNA replication. The transcript is spliced from 11 exons. Gene Ontology annotation, cellular component: nucleus; DNA replication factor C complex. Bases 40 to 1107 code for a protein of 355 amino acids. The record is from RefSeq and is a predicted model, not a curated record. NCBI's taxonomy places the organism in Eukaryota, Metazoa, Chordata, Lepidosauria, Squamata, Gekkonidae.
CGUCGCCCACCGUCCAGUGACGUAAUCAGAGGGCGGGACAUGCAAGUUUUUCGGCGCGAAACGAUCAUGGCGGCGGUUGCUAUGGACGUCGCCGGGUCUGAGAAGCGAGAAGAGACCGCUGGCACCUCGGGGAGCGGCCAUUACGAGCUACCCUGGGUCGAAAAAUACAGACCAAUGAAGCUCUCUGAAAUAGUGGGGAAUGAAGACACAGUUAGUAGACUGGAGGUCUUUGCAAGGGAAGGGAAUGUUCCAAAUAUUAUCAUUGCAGGUCCUCCAGGGACUGGUAAAACCACCAGUAUCUUGUGUCUGGCACGGGCAUUGCUGGGCCCUGCCUUAAAGGAUGCUGUUUUGGAACUGAAUGCAUCUAAUGACAGAGGCAUCGACGUCGUAAGGAACAAAAUCAAGAUGUUCGCUCAGCAGAAGGUUACACUUCCAAAGGGCCGGCACAAAAUCAUCAUCUUGGAUGAAGCGGACAGCAUGACAGAUGGAGCCCAGCAAGCACUGAGGCGGACAAUGGAAAUAUACUCCAAAACAACACGCUUUGCUCUUGCUUGCAAUGCCUCGGACAAGAUCAUUGAACCAAUCCAAUCCCGCUGCGCUGUGCUCCGUUACACCAAGCUGACAGAUGCCCAGGUCUUGGCAAGGCUGAUGAAAAUCGUGGAGAAGGAGAAUGUGCAGUAUACAGACGACGGGUUGGAAGCCAUUAUCUUCACGGCCCAGGGGGAUAUGAGGCAGGCGUUGAACAACCUGCAGUCCACCCAUUCUGGAUUUGGCUUCAUCAACAGUGACAACGUAUUCAAGGUAUGUGACGAACCCCACCCUUUGCUGGUGAAAGAAAUGAUCGGCCACUGUGUCAGUGCAAACAUCGAUGAAGCCUACAAGAUCCUUGCCCACUUAUGGAGACUCGGCUACUCACCUGAAGACAUAAUUGGCAACGUUUUCAGAGUGUGUAAAACCUUCCAAAUGGCAGAAUACCUGAAGCUGGAGUUUAUCAAGGAAAUCGGCUAUACUCACAUGAGGAUAGCGGAAGGGGUGAGCUCUCUGUUGCAGCUGGCGGGCCUGCUAGCCCGGCUCUGUCAGAAGACCGCAGCUCCUACAGCAAGCUGAAGGAGGAUCGAUCAGACCCGUGAGAGCUCCUUUUUUCCUGCAAGGAGAGAACCGUGCAAAGCAGAUACGCAGACUGCCUACUAAACACCUUGCAGGGGUUGGCCUCACCAUGCAUGGAGUAGUUCAGGCAAGCAUCCCCUCAUACUUUUCAAGCACGUAACUGUGAUCAUGAGGUCUAGCAACUUAAAAAUCAUACCUUGCUAUGCCUGUAUCCUAGGCCCCUUCUUAAAAGCUCUAAUGGUGGUGUUCUGCUCUGGGGAAAGAGGCAUCACAUUGAUCAUACCCCAGUAGUAUUUCUGCUGUACCCUUUUAUUCCAGUCCUUGCCUCAGCCUGACCAUGAGUCAGAUUGAGCAGAUGUGUCGUUUCAGCAGAUUCCUAAUUUUGUAACACUUUGGAUUAAAUAUACUUGUGAUACAAAA